AUGGCAGAGGCACCCCUGACGCAGACACAAACACAGACACAGACCCCCCAGCCACUCACCCUCGUUCACACGUCCUCGCGGCGGGUGACGGCUGCCAUUGGCUUCCACUCGUUUGCGAAACAGCCACCGCCUGCUGGCCACGAGUCGUCUCUGUCUUCGUCUUCGUCACCGCCCGAACGGUGGCUCCGCCCAACCCAAAAUGUGACGCUGCAGUUCCCCGCGGACCUCGACCCGACUGCCGGCACGCACGGUCUCAGCGGCGCCGACCGACGGUGCACGCUGACACCAUGUGCGGCCACACGCGACGACGUGUCCAUCCUAACACGCAACGGGCGCAUCACGGGCCUGCUGGGUCUGCCGCGGCCGUACCAGACGCUGACGGCGGACGUGGUCGGCGUGGGCGGCGGGUUUGCGGUAGCGGUCUUGGCGGACGCCACGCGCUGCCUCUGCGUGGCCGGUGGCACGGGCGUGGCGCCGUUCCUCACCAUGCCGCACACCGGGACCAAGUCGCUGUGCUGGAGCCUGCGGAGCGACGACUUUGGGGCCGUGGCGUUUGUGCUCCGGGAAGCGCUGCUGCGGCCCGACGAAUGGUCGUCUGUGUCUGUGUUUGUCACGUCGGGCGAAGACGCAGGCGGCCUCGUGGCCGAGAAGCCGGCAGCAUGGUGGGCGGCGACGUUCGCGACGCUGCGAGAAACGUAUCCAGGCAACCUGCAUUUUGCCAAGAGACGGAUGGCGAGCGAGGACGUGGCAAGCGAGGAGACGACGGGCAACCGGACCGUUCUCUUUUGCGGUAGCAAGUCGCUCGAGUGGCAGAUACGCAUGUGGACCAUGGGCCAAGCGACCGUCUACGUGACAGAGGUGUAA
Sporothrix schenckii 1099-18 is the source of this 864-nucleotide messenger RNA. RefSeq lists its product as uncharacterized. The transcript has a single exon. The coding region runs from base 1 to 864 and encodes 287 amino acids. The record is from RefSeq and is a predicted model, not a curated record. Lineage: Eukaryota; Fungi; Ascomycota; Sordariomycetes; Ophiostomatales; Ophiostomataceae.